Myxocyprinus asiaticus (Chinese sucker) is the source of this 4236-nucleotide messenger RNA. Its product is annotated as adenylosuccinate synthetase isozyme 2. The record is from RefSeq and is a predicted model, not a curated record. The transcript has 13 exons. The coding region runs from base 171 to 1547 and encodes 458 amino acids. Gene Ontology annotation, molecular function: adenylosuccinate synthase activity; GTP binding. Gene Ontology annotation, cellular component: cytoplasm. Gene Ontology annotation, biological process: IMP metabolic process; 'de novo' AMP biosynthetic process. NCBI's taxonomy places the organism in Eukaryota, Metazoa, Chordata, Actinopteri, Cypriniformes, Catostomidae.
AGAGGUAAGGGUAGGGUUUCUGUGGGACUCCUGAGAAACAUAAUGUACACAGUGUAUGAACAUCGCGUGCGACUCUCGCGAGACAUUUGACAUUCGGAUGGUUACCUUCUAGACACGACCUCGGAAGAGCCUUGCGGAGCUGCGGGCAGAGAGCAGAGGAGGAUACAGUCAUGUCAGAAAGCGGGAAUGCACAGUCGCAGGACGGAGGAUCCCAAGGCGAGGUCACGGCGAGCCGGGUGACGACCCCAAAUGUGGGCAAUAGAGUGACCGUGGUGCUCGGAGCUCAGUGGGGCGAUGAAGGGAAAGGAAAGGUGGUGGACGUGCUGGCCCAGGAUGCAGAUAUUGUCUGCCGAUGUCAGGGAGGCAAUAAUGCAGGACACACAGUUGUGGUUGAUUCAGUGGAAUACGACUUCCACCUUCUACCCAGUGGAAUUAUAAACCCCAAGGUUACUGCCUUUAUUGGUAAUGGUGUAGUCAUUCACCUGCCGGGCCUUUUUGAGGAGGCCGAGAAGAAUGUGCGUAAAGGGAAAGGUCUGGAAGGCUGGGAAACCAGGCUCAUCAUCUCUGACCGUGCACACAUCGUGUUUGAUUUCCAUCAAGCUGUGGAUGGAGUCCAGGAACAGGAGAGGCAACAGCAAGCUGGCAAAAAUUUAGGAACAACUAAAAAGGGUAUUGGGCCCGUAUAUUCAGCAAAAGCUGCUCGCAGUGGCCUGAGGAUAUGUGACCUUCUGGCUGAUUUCCAGGAGUUCUCAGACAGAUAUAAAUAUUUGGCUUCGCAGUACAAGUCAAUGUACCCUUCACUGGAGAUUGAUGUUGAUGGGGAACUUGAGAAACUGAAGUUGUAUGUGGAUAGGAUAAAGCCCAUGGUGAAAGAUGGAGUCUUCUUCAUGUAUGAGGCUCUACAUGGACCUCCCAAGAAAAUUCUGGUGGAAGGUGCCAAUGCUGCCUUGCUGGACAUCGACUUUGGUACGUACCCCUUUGUGACCUCUUCAAACUGCACAGUUGGAGGGGUGUGUACGGGUCUGGGCAUGCCACCUCAGAACGUUGGCAAAGUGUAUGGAGUUGUCAAGGCCUACACCACGAGAGUUGGGAUCGGGGCUUUUCCUACUGAACAGAACAACGAAACUGGAGAGCUCUUACAGACUAGAGGCAAGGAAGUGGGGGUGACCACAGGUCGCAAAAGGAGAUGUGGUUGGCUGGAUCUGGUGCUUAUCAAAUACGCCCACAUGAUUAAUGGCUUCACAGCCUUAGCUCUCACCAAACUUGACAUCUUAGAUGUGCUUCCUGAGAUCAAGGUUGGUGUGGCAUACAAAGUAGAUGGUGAAGUCAUCCCCCAUUUCCCAGCAAACCAAGAGGUGUUACAAAAGGUGGAAGUCCAGUACGAGACUCUCCCUGGCUGGAAUACAGACACAUCUGCUGCCAGGACAUUUGAAGAGCUUCCAGAAAAUGCAAAAAAAUAUGUGCGCUACAUUGAAGAACACUUGGGUGUGCCUGUAAAAUGGAUUGGUGUUGGGAAGUCACGGGAAUCAAUGAUCCAGCUCUUUUAAGAGGCUGCUUGACCUGCAUGUAGCAAUGGCUGAACGCUCUGGACUCGUCAGGACCUCACAGGGUCUGUGCCAGGGAAAGGAAGUUGCAUCACAUGUCACCUCUCCAGCCUGAAUGCAGUUUCUCCAUGGCAAGAGGGUUGGACAUUCUUUUGUGUCACUCAGAUAUUAUUAAUUAAUUGUUAAUCGAAAAGAGGCUUUCAACUUACUAGUAUCCAUUGGUCUGCAAUGUCUUUGCUCCUUACCAAAAGCUCUUUUUUUUUGCCAUCAUUGAACUGUUUGUCAUCUGUCUUUUUCUCCUCUGGUAUUUUGAGCUAUAUUAAGCUCAGUAUCUCCAUCAUGAGUCUAUAAACUGUACUGUAUAAGUGCUACUACUUUAAACAGUCAGGCGUCAGUAGUGGUGUACAUUGUUGUGUUGAUACUGCAGGUUUUCCAUACAGGAUGGGUAAAACGAUUCCUUAUACUGUACAUGUUAUGUAUUUUUUCAUUUAUUGUACAAAAAUCAACUGUUAUGCAAUGUGUGCUAUCACACUUUGUCCUUGUUUUAAAUGGACUGUAGAUUGUAUUGUUCAAGUCAACUUAAUUCAAAAGUACAGUUUUUUAAAAGACGGUUUACUUAUUUCUUUACCAGAUGCAUAAAAACUAAUGAUUCGACUUCUAUAAUUCAACAUUCUUUUAUUCUGAAUGAGAAAUGUGUGCAAUACCAUCUCAAAAUGUAAUACUAUCACAGUGGGUGUUCUACAUUUUAUUGACAAAUAUUAUUGAAACAUUGUAAUCUAAUUUGUUAUGAAACGGAAACAUGCAAAGUUGUUUCCAUAAAGUUUAAAGUGGUAGUUCACACAAAAAUGAAAAUUAUCUCAUCAUUUACUCACCCUCAUUCCAUCACAGGUGUGUAUGAUUUUCUUUCUUCUGCAGAACACAAACAAAGAUUUUUAGAAGAGUAUCUCAGCUCUGUAGGUCCAGGUUAGAAGUAUAUUUCAGAUCUGUUGGUCCAUACAAUGCAAGUAAAUCAUGACCAGAACUUUGAAGCUCCAAAAAUCACAUAAAGGCAGCAUAACAGUAAUACAUAAUAAUCCAGUGGUUAAAUCCAUCUUCUAAAGCGAUAUGAUUGGUGUGGGGUAAAAACAGAUCAAUAUUUAAGUCCUUUUUUUACAAUAAAUCUCCACUUUCACAUUCUGAAAGUGAAAGUGGAGAUUUAUAGUAAAAAGGAUUUAAUUAUUCAUCUGUUUCUCACCCAAAUUAUUGCAUUAUUGUCUUCUGAAACAAUUAAUCCACUGGAGUUUUAUGGAUUAUUUUUAUGCUGCCUUUAUGUGCUUUUUGGAGCUUCACAUUUCUGGCCACCAUUCAUUUGCAUUAUAUAGACCUACAGAGCUGAAAUAUUCUUCUAAAAAUCUUCAUUUGUGUUCAGCAGAAGGAAGUAAGUCACACAUCUGGGAUGGAAUGAGGGCGAGUAAAUGAUGAGAGAAUUUUCAUUUUUGGGUGAACUAUCCCUUUAAGCAUCUAAUAUUGUAAAUUUUAGAUAAAAUUUUAGGUUGUGGGGACAAAGCCACUUUGAUUAAUAAUAUAAUAAGAUAAAGAGAUACUUGCCUUUCAUUAUGGACUGUCAAAGUAUAGAUCCUAAAGAUAUUUAAAUGCAUUCAUACACCAACAUGGAAGGCCACCUCAGGACGUACAGUAUGACUCACUGUUUAGACAGUAAAAAGCACUGAUGUUUGAAUGUUGCAGACACUCCUUUUCUUCUGUGGUUGCUAGUUGCUGCUGCUGUAAUAGGUCAGGUAUAUCGAUGACUUCCAGUAGUACAUUUACAAAACCUUUAAAUGUUAGAGAUUAUCUAAGUAAUCGAAUGUAAUAAUUACUACAGCUUAAUUUAUUAGAACUGUCAUGUUUCUGAAACCCUGGGUCAUUUUUUUGCUUUCCAUUGACCCAGAUUUUCUUUUUUAUUCUGUUCUGUCACACCCUCAGUAAAUAACCUUCCAAUAAAUAACCAAUAUAAGAAAAAGUGUGCCUUGUUAAUACAGAUGAACAAUGGAACUUGAAAACUAGUCCUUGGUCUGAUCGAUCUUUUAUGGAUUUUAAUUGAUAAACCUCAGUAUUUUACCUUUUCAAGGGCAUUAGUGACGUUGCCAUUUGCCAAAAGUGUACAUGUAUCCAAAGAGGUAUCUAAAUUGAAUUGAGUUAAAUGAAUGCUGUGAUAUAAAGAGCCUUUGUAAAUGACUGACAGAAACCUGUUUCAGGUUUAUGAUAAAAUGCAUUUUAGGUUUUGCUCAUACCUGCUGAAGAAAUGAUGUAUCCUGUUUAUUUGUUUAGCGAUGUCUAUUACAUGUCACACACUUCAUCUGAACAAAAUAAACAGAGUAGCUACUAAAUGGCAAGAAUAGUCUUAGAACAGGUACAACAUUCAAAUCACAUUCUGUUCUUCAAAUUCUUUGAAUUCUGUAUUGUGUUGCUGCUGAUUGAGUUUUUAUGUAUGUAUUCAGAAAACAAAGCCAUAUUCCCUUGAUCUUUUGUUACUGUAUGGUGUUUUUAAGGACACUUUGCUGGUGGUGGAUACUGAUGGCUGUGCAUGUUCAUCUUGUGGAAUUUGUACAAGAGGUCACUCAUUUUGUAAUUCAAAUUACCAGUAAUUAUCUUGGAUGGGUGGCAGACAACUGUCUUUCGAUCCAAUCAAUAAAAUAAUAUGGUGUGAAACAUU